This is a messenger RNA of Carica papaya (papaya), 719 nucleotides long. Its product is annotated as non-specific lipid-transfer protein 1-like. Lineage: Eukaryota; Viridiplantae; Streptophyta; Magnoliopsida; Brassicales; Caricaceae. Gene Ontology annotation, biological process: lipid transport. Gene Ontology annotation, molecular function: lipid binding. The record is from RefSeq and is a predicted model, not a curated record.
AUCAUAUACAAAACUACCUAGCUAGCAAGAAAACAUAUCCCCGGAAAUAGCGAAUAUGGCCAUGUCCUCGAGCACAACAAUGAAUUGGUUGGCGGCCCUUGUGGUGAUAGCAAUGAUGGCAGUACAGAGCGAAUCAGCAGUGACAUGUCCUCAAGUGGUGUCGAAGCUGAGGCCAUGUGUGGUGUACGUUGCAAAUCAAGGGCCAUUGCAGGCUGAAUGCUGCACUGGAAUACGAGCACUCUAUUCCUUGGCUCAGACCACGCCAGACCGUAGAAAUGUCUGUAACUGUAUUAAAAAUGCAAUAUCUGGAUUUUCAUUCAGUUCGACCAACCUUAAUCUCGCGGCUGGCCUUCCUGCCAAAUGCGGCGUCAACCUUCCCUACAAGAUUAGUCCCAGCACUGACUGCAACAACAUCGUGUGAGGAGAUAUAUAUGUAUAAAAAGAUAUGGACAACCAGACAACUCCCUCCAUGAUCAAGAAGUACUAUGAGAAAUAAAGGGACGGCCGGCGCCUGCCUCUCUUGGAAGUUGGGUUUCCUAUAUUAUUUAUAGAACCAGCUCUUUUAGAUGUCUCCCUACCUAUUAUGUUCACGUAACUCCAUCUAUAUAUAUAUAUAUAUAUAUAUAUAGUUAUCUGGAAGUAACGUAUGUUUUAGUUGCAGUAGUAGAGAGGGAGGUUGUACUUGGUUAUCUGCAAUCUAUUCUCAUAUAUUAAUUUAA